Molecule: messenger RNA, 2438 nt
Organism: Chara braunii
Lineage: Eukaryota; Viridiplantae; Streptophyta; Charophyceae; Charales; Characeae
Source: the annotation of a GenBank genome assembly
UGUUUCCUUGCAGUCCCCAUCUUGGGCCUUGGGCGUACAUUUCUUCCCCCCCCCCCCCCCCCCCCCCCAGAAAAUGGGCAAUGGCCUUGAGAUUUCAUCAUUGAAUUGACCAGCCACAGGUCAGAUCCAUGAUAUCUCAAGAAGGCCUCAUUCCGUCCAUCUGGUUGCGUCUGGAUUCGAACCUGGGUAUAGCUACAGUGGCGUUGUUGGUCUUGGGUGUACCAUUCAGCCCCACGGACUUGAUCCCUCGUUCUACUGCGCAUUUGUUCAGUCCCUGUUUCGCCCCCGGGAGAUUGGGUGGUCCACAAAGUACGUGCUGGUUGUGCCGCAAGUUGGAUGUCUGGGCGGGGUUUAGCGCAGGCUUGUGUCGCUUGCCAGUUUGGGUGGGGGUGUGCGCAGCGUUAUGCCGCUGGCGUGUCGGAGGUCAUCCAUCAUCUGCGUUCCAUGAGCAGCGGCAGCUCAGCCCCUGGCCUUCUCCGUCGUCUUCGACCCCCCCUCCUCCACUUCUGCGUCAAGUGGCUACCUUAGUCAUUCCUGACGAUGCUGAGUACGCACGUUCAUUACCACGGCUGGUGAAGCUUCAGACAGUGUCGUAGCUGGGACGUCUUUGCUACACUAUCUGUUGCUGUCGACUAGCGGGAGGCCUGUUUUGGGUAUCAGCUCAAAGUGCAGUGAAGGCGGAGAUCAGGUGCAAGUAGGCUGGUGCGAAUUUACCUGGUGAAAAAGGUACUGGUCGCCCCUCUGCGCGUCCAUCAUGCCGUACAGUGGAAAGAGCACGCUUGCUUUGGUGUGUCGUGUCUCUGCCACUGUCGCAGGGGUGUCAUAUGGAUUUGUCAAGCUUCAGGCGCUCAAGGCCAUGGCUCCAGCGAAGAAGAAGGUUAAGUCUGAAUCAUCUAAACACUAACGCUUAUGUCUCUUGGGGAGGUGCUGCAGCAGUGGAAACAGUGAUUGCAUGAGAGCUAUGGAGGAGAUUUGUACGGCUAUGAUGUGGACUGUGGCUCAAGUGCAGGUGGCAGCGGAUGGUGGAAGGGAGGGGAUUAUAUGGAGAGAGAUUUUUGAGUGUGAGAAACUCGGGGGUUGACUGGCUUUUAUGUAAGAAUUUACCUCUGGAUUCUUUUGUUGCUUUUGUGAUGCUCUCAUGGAUUUGUGGUUUGACCCCUUUUCAAGGGAGUGGGUAGGGUUUGGGCAGGGGGGGAAAGGGGGGGGGGGGGGGGGGGGGGGGGGGGGGGGGGGUGCGUGGGAGAGGGGAAAGGAUGGCUUCCAAGGAAGAAGAUGUGUCGUAUGUGAAUGCCAUGGACUAUUCACAUGGUCACAUAGGCAUCAUUAUCAUUUCCAUUUUGCGAGGUGCAGGCAGGCAAAUGGCGCUCCUUGAACAAAGACGAGAAAAUGAUUUGCAAUGAAGUUUGCUCUGUUCCCACCACACUUCGAAUUCCCACUUGCUAACCUGAGCUUGUCUCAGUACGUUCUCACUACUUUCUGGGAUCGAUGAUUUUAUUUCAGUUGGAAAGGAAAAACAUUUCAAAAUAAGCCAAUGGAAGUUUGUCAAGACUCUCUCUCUCUCUCUCUCUCUCUCUCUCUCUCUCUCUCUCUCUCUCUCUCUCUCUCUCUCUCUCUCUCUCUCNUCUCUCUCUCUCUCUCUCUCUCUCUCUCUCUCUCUCUCUCUCUCUCUCUCUCUCUCUCUCUCUCUCUCUCUCUCUCUUGCAUCCACCUUCCUUCCUCUUGCUGCUUCCUUCGGUCAGCGGAUUACUGUUUUGUCUUUUAUUAACUGCUACUUCCUCUCUCCCUCUCUCCUCUUGCCAAUUGCAUGGCUAUUGGCAGUGCCAUUCAAGGAGCAACUCUCUGGUGCUGCUUUUCUCUGGUGCUCCCUUCCUCUCUCCCUCUCUCCCUCUCUCCUCUCACUGAUGGCUGUGCCAUUCAGUCAAUCAGCCCCAGAAGAAGCCCUUCGGGGCUGCCAGAAUGUUCCACAUACCAAUACUGCAAGCUGCGGGCAGGCAUCACCUUCUGUUCAAAUGUGCAGAACGCAGCUGACGGAUAAGAGGUGUGUGGAUAGUCUUCAGCAAGCCUGAAAGAGGGUGGGGAAUGGGGAUGGAGAGGAAGGAAGGUUAGAAAGGUCCUCACCUGAAUUCUCUCAUCUCAUUGUACAGGUACGACUUGCAUAUGAUGACAACUCUAGAAGAAGGUUUUGUUAUGCCAUUGCCUCUUAAGGACAUUUCUCACAUCUUGAUGUAGAGAGAAUUGAACACCAUUGCGAAACCGGCAAUGUAGUGAUGCACAGCUUAUCUCCAAAGGUAUACUGGCGGGGCUGGUGUAUAUGAUCAGAGUGCAAUGUUGCACAGAUUUGCAGUCCAUAUCAGAAAAAGAUUCAGAAUCACUGAGCUUGGCUCCAAACCGAGCCCUUUUUUUGUCUUUUUUCCCCCCCCAAACUGAGCCCUUAAAGC